AUGGCACAAGUCCUCUCCGUUCUCACAAAGAAGCGAUCGGCGGCAGCCCUCAUUAUCGCUCUCGUCUAUGCAUUGUUCAAAGUAAAGAGCCACUUUCAACGUCAAGCAGCUGCAACCAACAAUGCACGCAAGGGCAGCAGCACAAGCAACCAGCAGCAUCGCAAAGGCAAAGCUUCCAAGCAAAGAGUUGGCGUCAAUUCCCACUUCUUCAAGCAAAUGCGCGAGCUCCUUCCAAUUUGUAUACCUGGUUUGUUCUCUAAGGAAGCAGGUUUGCUUGGAGCACUUGCAACUGUAUUGAUUGCUCGCACAUGGCUUGAUAUUUGGUUUUCUGGAUUCAACGGUGCCGUGGUGAAAGCAAUUGUAUCACGCAACCGGGAAGCGUUUAUUGCUCGGGCAAUUGUUGAGUUCGGCUUUAUGAUGUGGCCCAUGAGUAUCGUCAACAAUUCGCUCAAAUUGACCAUCAGUGCAUUGGCCUUAUGUUUCCGUGAACGAUUGACAAAGUUUGCACACAACCAAUAUCUUGAUGGUAUCACCUUCUACAAGAUUUCCAACAUCGAUAACCGCCUUCAAAAUGCGGAUCAGCUCCUGACUCAAGACAUUGACAAGUUCUCGGAGAACCUUUCACACUUGUAUUCCGAUAUCGCCAAACCGAUUGUUGAUAUUUUCUUGUUCGCAUAUAAGCUUGGAGAGGCCAUUGGUUCAGAAGCUCCAUUCUUUAUGAUUGGCUACUUUGUUCUCUCGGGUGUGGUGUUGAGAGCUUUCUCUCCUCCAUUUGGUCGAUACACGGCGAUUGAGCAAAAGUUGGAAGGCGACUUUAGAUUCACCCAUUCUCGUAUCAUCACCCAUUCCGAGGAGAUUGCAUUCUACCGAGGUGGUGAACGUGAGAAGGAAGUGGUCAACAAUACAUUCCAAAAGAUUGUCAAUCACGUGCGUAAGGUGUAUACGCUACGCUUCUUGAAUGGUAUCUUCGACUCUGUUCUUGUCAAAUAUUGUGCCACCAUGACUGCAUACUACUUAUUAGCACGUCCUGUUUUUGAUCAGCGAUAUGCUACUUCUCAUAUGGGCGCUUUAACCGAUGAUCCUGUGAAGCUUAUGGAAGACUAUUCUCGAAAUUCAAGCUACCUUAUCAACCUCUCUCAGGCUGUUGGAAGGCUGAUUUUGACGGGUCGUGAUUUGACUCGUUUUGCAGGCUACACGUCUCGAGUUGCCGAUUUGUUUGAUGUCUUGCGAGAUGUUCGAAAGGGCAAAUACAACCGCACUAUGGUCUCUACUGAUGAAGAAUCGACGCAGAAUAUGACUGUUUCAACUGAUGACAUGAAGGGCAAAGUGAUUGUCAGGGAUGGUGUUAUUGUGUUCGACCAUGUACCUAUCGUAACACCCAACAACGAUGUCUUGCUCAAAGACCUUUCCUUCAAGGUGAAGACGGGAAUGAAUUGUUUGAUUUCAGGCCCCAAUGGAUGUGGCAAGAGUUCUUUGUUCCGUAUUCUUGGUGAUUUAUGGCCAUUGUUUGGUGGUACGGUGACAAAGCCUGAAGCUUCCAAGCUCUUCUAUGUACCCCAAAAACCAUACCUCGCUCUUGGAACAUUCCGUGAUCAAGUUAUCUACCCCGAUACCGCUGAGGAAGCCUUGGCACGCGGAUUUGAUGAUCACUCGCUGAUGGAGCUGCUGGAUACAGUGCAUCUUGGAUAUCUCGUGGAACGUGAAGGUGGUUGGGAUUCUGUGCAGGAUUGGGCUGACGUACUUUCUGGUGGUGAGAAGCAACGUGUUGCCAUGGCUCGUCUAUUCUAUCACAAACCCCAAUUUGCUAUUUUGGAUGAAUGCACCAGCGCUGUCAGUGUGGAUAUUGAAGCCAUCAUGUAUGAGCAUGCACGAAAGGUCGGCAUUACGCUGUUCACUGUUUCACACAGAACAUCCCUGGUACGCCACCACGAGUUUUUGCUUCGAUUUGAUGGUGAAGGUCAUUACGAAUUUAGAGAGCUUGACCCUGAGGAUAUCAACACACCCUUUGGUUUUGGUCAUGGAAAGUCCAAGCCUCAAGCCAAGCUGCAUGCAUAA
Molecule: messenger RNA, 2055 nt
Organism: Lichtheimia ornata
Lineage: Eukaryota; Fungi; Mucoromycota; Mucoromycetes; Mucorales; Lichtheimiaceae
Exons: 21
Coding region: 1-2055 (684 amino acids)
Biological process (GO): long-chain fatty acid import into peroxisome; very long-chain fatty acid catabolic process; fatty acid beta-oxidation
Cellular component (GO): peroxisomal membrane
Molecular function (GO): ATP binding; long-chain fatty acid transmembrane transporter activity; ABC-type transporter activity
Source: RefSeq, a predicted model, not a curated record